Messenger RNA from Eruca vesicaria subsp. sativa (arugula), 895 nucleotides. The record is from the annotation of a GenBank genome assembly. Lineage: Eukaryota; Viridiplantae; Streptophyta; Magnoliopsida; Brassicales; Brassicaceae.
AGUAGACAAGAUACGGGGGGAUAUUUUUUAAAAUAUACUUUUAUCCAGCAAGUAGUAUAUGAAAAUCGAACGGCAGCUAAUGGUAAUGGUAUAUGCCAUAUUAGUAUCGUGUGCGUAACCACCCAGAGUUUUGUCUUUUUUUUACCAACCACCUAAGAGUUUUGUCUUGUCGCCAACACUGUAACUGUUUUGUCAUAUAGGGAGUGACACGCGGCAAACAACAACCAAAAAAAGCAAGAAAUAAAAUUAAAAAUGGGAAAGCGACAUACGUGUGCAAGUGGUAGCUAGGUCUUGAACACAGUGGGAGCUUAAGAUUUAUCGCCUAUAUAAAGAGAUUUUAUAUGUAUGGUGUCUCUCCAUUCCAAACACCAUUUUCUAAGAGAUAAUAAAGAAGGCUUUUAACUUUCCGGCGAGAAUUAUAUUUUAAAUUUUUUCAAUUUAUCAGAGAUAAUGAUAUCUGUUGUUAUCAUCACUGAGCUACUUGUGGAGUACACGACAGCACUAGCAAAACUCGCCGCCGGGAUUCUUCCGAGACGGCAAGGAGACAGUGAAGUGAUACGGAUUGGUGGGUUCUCUAUGCGUUUUCCUUCUAGAUCGACACCGGUUCCAGAUUUCUCUUCUUAUCUAGUUGACUUCUGAUCUGGAGGCAGCCAACUUUUUCAGAUCUCAGUUUUCUGUUUUCUCUGUGGCCAUGUGGCGGCAGAGACGUUUUUUUUUUUCUGAAGGGACUUUCUUUAGAUUUUUGGGUUGAUCAUUUGAUCAGAGUAUUGUAACAUUAUAUCGAUAUAUAAUAGAGAUUAUGAUUUUGAUUAGCUCUUAGUCUUCCAGCGUUUCUUAAUUUUAUAUUUCAGUCUUUUAUAUUUGUAGAGAGCGUGAUGAAGAGCUGAUAUUUUUU